CAAAACCCUUUGUGGAGCGAGCUCCAGGUCUCAUAACCCUUUGGUAACCGAGCUAUAUGCUCGCAACGAGGCCGAUCAUCACCUCCCGUAUGACCGACAGUCUAACAACGAAUGACAAUCGUCACAUAAACCCAGCAUCAAGCAGAGAUAUAUCUUCGCAGCCGGGCCGACCCAGUCGUCAUCCUUGACCAUUUUUAUUCCCUCACCUUUGUCUUGAGUACCGUUUCCUGAAGUUUUAUAUCGUUGCAAAGACUGCUUCCCAUCUAAACACAGAUCAACAUCGAACAUGUCUCGUCUACUCAGCCUCCCAGCACCUUUGCCAUCAGAGUCCGUCACGCUCGGACAACUCCUCACCAAUCCUCUGAAUCCUUCUUCCAGCUCUCUGAAGCUCCACAAAUCCCCUGAUUCACGACAAUUAUCAACCCAGUCGAAAGACGAAGACGCUCACGCCACAACCCAUGUUACUAUCGAUGAACCAUCGCAGGUUUUCGACAACCUGCGUCAUGAGCCCACAACACAAGCCUUCCUCCGCAAGAUGUCACAACAACAGAAGCCAAUUUACUUCGUCACCGGACUUCAAACAUCCAAAUCUCCUUGUCAUAAGCGUGCGGCUAUGCCACACGGACCCAUAACCGAGGCAGCUUCAACCCCGCAACCACAACUCCACCUUCCAUUUCGACGGGUAGAUUCGGCAUCUAACAUGGCCUCACCUUCUUCGCCUACCAAAUCAGAACCUUCGGAGACAAUCCUCGCGGUACAGCUGCUGAAAGUUAGGUGCCGUGUAGGUGCUGUCAAUGAGCCGCAUUGUAUUUCGGAUGUGGACUACAUUUGGAGCUACCAUUUAAUUGACGAUGACGAGGCGGAUGAUUUACAGCUCUCCAUAGGAUUAGGUAAAGUGGUGGAAGAACAAGAAUGGAGGGCUUUGGCGGGGAUAUCACAGAAGCGGGAGGAGAGAGGCGCGGAUCGUGACUGGUCUUAUGAUUACGAAGACAGCGACGAUGGUCUCGGUGGAUUCUGAUUAAGUCUUUCUCGUCAAAAAAAAACAUCAAUGCAGAUCUGUCAGCUUAGCCCCUGAUAUUCAUACAGGGUGAUUUCUCUCACUCCAUUGCAUCCUACCCAUAACCUCAAGCACAUAGACCUAGCUUCAACGUCACUGCCUGACAAUGCUCG
This is a messenger RNA of Alternaria alternata, 1170 nucleotides long. RefSeq lists its product as hypothetical. Bases 287 to 1018 code for a protein of 243 amino acids. The record is from RefSeq and is a predicted model, not a curated record. Lineage: Eukaryota; Fungi; Ascomycota; Dothideomycetes; Pleosporales; Pleosporaceae. The transcript is spliced from 2 exons.